Molecule: messenger RNA, 2148 nt
Organism: Diceros bicornis minor
Lineage: Eukaryota; Metazoa; Chordata; Mammalia; Perissodactyla; Rhinocerotidae
Gene: TGM6
Product: transglutaminase 6
Exons: 13
Coding region: 1-2148 (715 amino acids)
Biological process (GO): peptide cross-linking
Molecular function (GO): protein-glutamine gamma-glutamyltransferase activity
Source: RefSeq, a predicted model, not a curated record
AUGCUCCCAACGGAAGUCGAGCAAGGGAUCAGAGUCAUCGAGGUGGACUGGCAGCGGCUGAGGAAUGGUGCUGCCCACCACACCCAGGAGUACCCCAGCCCCGAGCUGGUGGUUCGCAGGGGCCAGAUGUUCACCAUCACGCUGGAGCUGAACAGAUCCCUGGACAGUGAGGAGACCUUCAUCUUCACUGUGGAGACAGGACCCCAGCCUUCUGAGGCCCUCCGCACCAAAGCUGUGUUCCAGACAUCGACGUCGGAGCUGGAGGUAGGCAAUGCCUGGUCAACAGUGAAGGAGGCUCAGAUGGAGAACACCCUGACCAUCAGCCUCGCCAGCCCGCCCAGUGCCGUCAUUGGCCGCUACCUACUGAGCGCCAGGGUUUCCUCUCGCCGCAAACACAGUGACUGGAAGCUGGGCAAGUUCGUUCUCCUGUUCAACCCAUGGUGCCCAGAGGACGCCGUGUUUCUGGCCUCGGAGGAGGAGAGACAAGAGUACGUGCUCAGCGACAGUGGGAUCAUCUUCCGAGGCGUGGAGAAGCACAUCCAAGCCCAAGGCUGGAACUUCGGGCAGUUUGAGGAGGACAUCCUGAACAUCUGCCUCUCCAUCCUGGACCGAAGCCCCAGUCACCAAGAUGACCCAGCCACCGACACGUCCCGCCGCCACGACCCCGUCUAUGUCACCAGGGCCGUCAGCGCCAUGGUGAACAGCAACAACGACCAGGGCGUCGUCCAAGGCCAGUGGCGGCGCAGGUACGGCAGCGGCACCAGCCCGCUGCACUGGCGCGGCAGUGUGGCCAUUCUGCACCAGUGGUUCAAGGGCAGGUGCAAGCCAGUCAAGUACGGCCAGUGCUGGGUCUUCGCUGGAGUCAUGUGCACAGUCCUCAGGUGCUUGGGGAUCGCAACACGGGUUGUGUCCAACUUUAACUCGGCCCAUGACACGGACGGAAGCCUGAGUGUGGACAAAUAUGUGGACUCGUUCGGGCGGACCCUGGAGGACCUGACGAAAGACAGCAUGUGGAAUUUCCACGUCUGGAACGAGAGCUGGUUUGCCCGGCGGGACCUGGGCCCCUUUUACAACGGCUGGCAGGUUCUGGACGCCACCCCGCAGGAGGAGAGCGAAGGCGUGUUCCGCUGCGGCCCGGCCUCGGUCGCCGCCAUCCGCGAGGGCGACGUGCACCUGGCCCACGACGGCCCCUUUGUGUUCUCGGAGGUCAACGCGGACUACGCCGCGUGGCUCUGGAAUGAGGAUGAGAGCCGGGAGCGCGUGUACUCCGACACAAAGAAGAUCGGGAGGUGCAUCUCCACCAAGGCGGUGGGCAGCGACUCCCGCGUGGACAUCACGGGCCUCUACAAGUAUCCGGAAGGGUCCCGGAAGGAGAGGCAGGUGUACAGCAAGGCCGUGAAGAAGCUGUUCAGCGUGGAAGCCUCUGGGAGGAGGGCCCGAGUCCACAGGGCCGGCGGCCGAGGUCUCUGGCGUGAUGACCUCCUGGAACCUGCCACCAAGCCCAGCGUCACCGGCAAGUUCAAGGUGCUGGAGCCACCCAAGCUGGGCCACGACCUGCGGCUGGCCCUGUGCUUGGCCAACCUCACCUCCCGGGCCCAGCGGGUCCGGGUCAACCUGAGUGGUGCCACCAUCCUCUACACCCGCAGGCGGGUGGCAGAGAUCCUGCACGAAUCCCACACAUUGCGGCUGGGGCCGGAAGAAGAGAAAAAGAUCCCAGUCACAAUAUCUUACUCUCAAUACAAGGAAGAGCUGACAGAGGACAAGAAGAUCCUGUUGGCUGCCAUGUGCCUUGUCACCAAAGGAGAGAAGCUCCUGGUGGAGAAGGACAUUACUCUGGAGGACUUCAUCACCAUCAAGGUUCUGGGCCCGGCCGUGGUAGGGGAAGCAGUUGUGGUGGAAGUGAUGGUGGUCAAUCCCCUCUUGGAGAGAGUGGAGGACUGUGUGCUGAUGGUGGAGGGCAGUGGCCUUCUCCAGGGACAGCUCAGCAUCACUGUGCCCAGCCUGGAGCCCCAGGAGAGGGCCUCGGUCCAGUUCAACAUCACCCCCUCCAAGAGCGGCCCAAGGCAGCUGCAGGUGGACCUCGUCAGCCCCCAUUUCCCGGACAUCAAAGGCUUUGUGAUCAUCCACGUAGCCAAGGCCAAGUCAUAG